Molecule: messenger RNA, 417 nt
Organism: Dibothriocephalus latus
Lineage: Eukaryota; Metazoa; Platyhelminthes; Cestoda; Diphyllobothriidea; Diphyllobothriidae
Source: the annotation of a GenBank genome assembly
AUGGAUCGCAUUUGGUUAUUGGCUGCACUCUUUUUGCUAAAUACUGUCUCAGUCGAAUUAUUGACGCAAGAUCAGAGAGAUCUCAUCCUAAAUUAUCACAAUGAAAAACGCCACAGUGUCAGACCGCCGGCUUCCAACAUGAAGGAUAUGGUUUACGAUGAGAAUCUUGAAUAUUUGGCACAAAAAUGGGUGGAUAGGUGCAUAAAUGAACACCCACCGGAAGACGAUGUUGAAUAUAAAAAGUCUGGUCAAAACAUCGGAGUUGCCACCGAGGCGAACCAAACGAAGUCCAUUACCAAAGUGCUGGACAUAUGGUACAAAGAAAUCGAAAAUUACAAUUACGACGAAAAUAUGUGCUUUGGAGUAUGCCAGCACUAUACACAGGUAAACGUAUCCCGAAGUUUUUUGUACAGAUGA